CGUGGGUACCGCACUACCGCAGUUGGCGCAGUUGUCAGUUACCUGCUCCGUCUGUCAGUUGUCGUGUUGUGUUGUGUCGUUUUUGCCGUCGCGGCUGAGAGCCGUCUCCGGCGUUGUCGACUAAAUUAUCGUAAUAAAUUUGACCGGUUCCUCGUGCGAAUAUUUGAUACGCAGUUAAACUACAACGAAUUUGUGAUCGCCUUUUUUUCUCUCUUUUAAUUCCUUAGAUAGUAUCGCAUUUGAUCUGGGUAAUAUCCUCGGGUUUUCUGUUUUUUUUUCUUUCAUGUAGUGUCUAUAAACCCAAAACUUUGUUAUUAUUUUUGAUGUAUAAUGAGUUUUGUGCGUGACGGUUCGCUAAACCGCCGCAAGAGACGAUUAAUUCAUCAAAUUUUAUCGGCGCACAAUAUCGAAUCAGAUGGAAAAAAGAUUCACAAAACGAACGACAAAACCACUGCUCAAAGUGAUUUUGCGACAAGUACUCGACUGUUAAAUUUUGACGAAAGUACGGACAAUCGGUUGGCGUCGACGGUUGUAGUAACUGAGAAGAAAUCCAGAUAUUCAAAUGCUAAAUUUAUGCAAUCAAAAGCUUUUUUGUACUUAAAUUACAAAAAAAUGAAAAAAAAUGAAGUUAACAAAUCUCUCAAAGAACAUUUAAAACAGUUCGAUAAAAAUGAAACACAUUUAAAAGAGCUUUUUGAAAAAUGCUACAAUGUAACAAACGGCUCUAUAAAAAAGAGUUUAUCUAUGAUGAAACAGAUUGAGACUGAAACACGAGUUAUAAUUAAUCAUCCAAUAACUUUAUCUUCUGAAAUAAGGAAUAGGUUGCCUAUGUUCUCCCGUAAAGAUAAGAAAACUUUUAAAAGAGUUGAUAAUAUGGAGGAUAAAAAGAAUAAGGCAAUACGUUUAAUGCAAAUAAUUGAUAACAAAAAUUUAAUAUUAUUUGGUAAAUAUAAUUCAAAAAAGGAUAAAAAAAUCCUCUACUCAAAUAGAGUUAUUAAUACGGUACCUAAAAUAGAUGAAAAUUAUUAUGAUUCACGUAGUUCGGAUAAUGAAAAUAAUGAAAGUGAAAAUAAUUGUUGUCGCUUAACUAAAUCUUAUAGCCUACAUUCCAUUCAGAAAGAUUCUUUCAGAGUAACUAAAGAUUCUAAAUCUCGUUCUGUUCGUAUUGGCCGUAAAAAACCUUUUUCACGUAAGAAAAAUCCGAUUAAUAAUGUUGAAGAAACUAUAGUUUCACAACCAAAAAAAAACGGAAUUGUUCAAAAUGCUGCCAACAAGUCUCUGCUCAAAAAAAAUAUUUAUGUUGAAAAAAUUAUGAUUCCACAGUUAAAAAUUGAUGAAACUGUUCAAAAUGUUAAAAAGUUUGGGUUGAAAAUAGUUGAAGAAAAUGUGACACCACAUUUAAAAAAGGACAAAUGCGUUGAAAAUGACCAAGAUUCUGCGUUGAAAAUAGUUGAAGAUAGCGGAGAGAUUAUGAUUCCACGGUCGAUUGAANUCGAAAAUAUUGAAAAUACCAAGAGUUCUGUCAUGGAAUUUAAUAUUAAUGUCGGAGAAAUUAAUGAUAUAAAAUCAGAAAAAUAUACAAUUAAUCAAGAUAAUAACGAUUUUCAAGUUAAUGAAAUAAAAUAUACAAAUAUUAAUGAUACGAAUCAACAACCCGAAAUAUUGGGCCAUGUCUAUAUAGUACAUAAAAUUAGAAAUCUUAUUAAUCCUGAAGAUAAAGUGUUUAAAAAUUCUAUAAUAAAAGAUUUGACGACAUAUUUCUUAAAUGAUAAUUUUCUAUUCAAAGUCGAUGCUUUGUGGAAUACUACACAAUCAUAUCUUGUUGGGGAGUUAAUCAUAAAGCUUCUAAAUAUGUUUAAUGACAGGAAAUAUAAUAUGGCACUAUUUUCAGGUUGUUUAAUUUCCAUUUUUCGUGAAAUCGCUCAUAAGUCUUCAAUUCCUCCGUGUGAAAGAAAAUUAAAAUUGAUAUUACUUCUUGAUGCUAUUAAAAAAUACGUUAAAUUUUAUGAUAAAGAAUUAUGGAGAAGUUGGUUUUUGCCUAGUAUAUUCUUCGAUUGGUGUUUUAUCGUAGCCCACAUCUUUAUGAAUACUAAUAAUGGUUUUAUAAUAGAUCUAAAUAAUGAGUUGAUCAUUAGAAAUGUAAAAUUAUACUAUAAAAUGGUUAAGCAUAGAAAAUAUUUGUUUAUUAAACAAAAUUCUAAACUAAACACGUCACAUAAGAAAAGUGGUAUUUUCGAAUUAUCAAGAAUUGAUGACCUGUUGGAAAUCGAUGAGCUAUAUGCAAUAAAAAGUGAUAACAAAGUAAUAUCAAAUAGCUCUAUCAACAUAACAUCAAAAGAACCCAAACUUAAAACAAAUGACAACUGUAUAAAAACUAUUAAUCAUGCUAUUCCAGAAAAUUCAGGAAAAGCAUGUCCUGCUCCAGUUAACAAAGUAACAUCAAAUAUCCCUAUUAACAUAUCGUCUAAAGAACCCUUACACAAAAAACUCAAAACAAAUGACAAUUGUGUAAAAACUAUUUAUCAUGCUACUCCAGAAAAUGUAGAAAAAGCGUGUCCUGCUCUAGUUAACCAAGUCCUAUCAAAUAUCUCUAUUAACAUACCAUCCAAAGAAUCCAAACACAAGAAACUCAAAACAAAUAACAACUGUGUAAAAGCUAUUAAUCAUGCUACUCCGGAAAAUUUAGGAAAAGCAUGUCCUGAUCCAGUUAACAAAGUAACAUCAAAUAUCUCUAUUAACAAAUCAUCAAAUGAACCCAUACGCAAGAAACUCAAAACAAAUGACAACUGUGUAAAUACUAUUAACCGUGCUACUCCGGAAAAUGUAGAAAAAGUGUGUCAUACUCCAGUUUAUCCUAAAAUAUAUGUUAAUCCAAUAUAUAAUGUUUCAAACUCAUUUGUUAAAAAAUGUAAUUGGUUUAAUAUUGAUGUCAGUAAUCUUAGAAAAAAAUUGAAUGCCACAUUACCCAACGAAAGUAUAGAAAGUUCCAUUAUUGUCCAAAAUAAUACUACAAAUGUUGAUAACAAUAUUCUACCAUUAGUUGGUAAAAAAGGAAAUGUAGCUUUAAAAAAAAUGAACAAACCAACAAAAACAAAAAAAUCCAAGAUCACUUAUAGUUCAUCAAUAGCUCCUAUAAAUUCAAGUUCAAAAACAUCUCCAAUAUCAAGUCUAACAAUCAUACCUCAAAAUUCAAGUUCAUCAACAUUCCACCAAAAUUCAAAUUCGUCAAUAAUUCCUCAAAAUUUAAAUUCAUCAACAUUCCUUCAAAAUUCAAGUUCAUUAACAAUACCUCGAUAUUCAAGUUCAUCAACACAACCUCAAAAUUCACUUUCGUUAACAGUUCCUCAAUAUUUAAGUUCGUUAACAGUUCCUCAAAAUUCAAGUUCGUUAACAAUACCUCAAUAUUCAAGUUCAUCAACAUUACCCCAAAAUUCAUGUUCGUUAACAAUACCUCAAAAUUCAAAUUCGUCAAUAGUUCCUCAACAUUUAAAUUCAUCAACAUUCCUUCAAAAUUCAAGUUCAUCAACAUUUCCUCAAGAUUCACGUUCGUUAACAGUUCCUCAAUAUUUAAGUUCGUUAACAAUACCUCAAUAUUCAAGUUCAUCAACACAACCUCAAAAUUCACGUUCGUUAACAGUUCCUCAAAAUUCAAGUUCGUUAACAAUACCUCAAUAUUCAAGUUCAUCAACAUUACCCCAAAAUUCAUGUUCGUUAACAAUACCUCAAAAUUCAAAUUCGUCAAUAGUUCCUCAACAUUUAAAUUCAUCAACAUUCCUUCAAAAUUCAAGUUCAUCAACAUUUCCUCAAGAUUCACGUUCGUUAACAGUUCCUCAAUAUUUAAGUCCAUAUUAUAAUAAUAUUUCUACCGGAUCUACUCAAGUUCCAAUUAACUGCCAAAUAGGUUCGUCAAUUGCUAAACAAACUUCAAGUUCAAUGAAUACAUAUCUACCAGUUAAUAUAAAUUCACAAUUGUCAAAAACUACUCUACCUCCAGUAUCUUCAAAUAAAUGGCCUCCAAAUCUUUAUCAACAAUCGACUGCCAUGAAUUCACAAUCUUUGAAAACAGCAAAUUCGUGUCCAUUAAAUGUAACAAAUACAACAAACAUUCAUAAAAAUUUGUAUAAUGACCCUUCGUGCAAUGAAUGUGCUUACUUACAACCAUACAUGGAUUCUACCUCAUCGUAUUUGCAGUCGUCAUGUAAUGAGAAUAGUCUAAUAAUCAAUGAACAUUCUCAGCUUGUAAAUUUACUUACACGUCCUACAAAUCAUGUACAACCAAUACCGAAAGAUACAAUAAGAAAUAUUACAGCAACUAUGGCAUCAAUUAAUAACGCCUAUAUUCAAGAUUUAAAUAACAGAUAUAAUGUUUAUAAUCAUGGAAAUAGUCUUUUGAACCAAAAUAACCUACAAACUCAUGAAUAUAAUCCUCAGGUUUCACCAGAUUUGCCUGAUGCACAACUACCUAACAUGCCAAAUCACCUGGAUUCUGAUACGAGAAAUAAAAUGAAAUCUGAUUGGCACUACCCCACUUAAAAAAAUAUCAUCGUUUUUAACUAGAUUUUAGAUUAUUUAAUCAAAAUUAUUAUAAAUC
Molecule: messenger RNA, 4591 nt
Organism: Melanaphis sacchari
Lineage: Eukaryota; Metazoa; Arthropoda; Insecta; Hemiptera; Aphididae
Product: cell wall protein IFF5-like
Exons: 9
Coding region: 331-4533 (1400 amino acids)
Source: RefSeq, a predicted model, not a curated record